Molecule: messenger RNA, 1326 nt
Organism: Fulvia fulva
Lineage: Eukaryota; Fungi; Ascomycota; Dothideomycetes; Mycosphaerellales; Mycosphaerellaceae
Exons: 3
Coding region: 1-1326 (441 amino acids)
Source: RefSeq, a predicted model, not a curated record
AUGUCUUCGCCGAAUGGAGAUCUGAGCGCGUGGCAACAGAAGACAGCGUUCGAGCCACAUAAGUUCGACACUUUUGCUAUGACACAGGAUCGUUUGGCUCUAAUUGUCAUCGGUAUAAUCUUUACACUCAUCGGCACCUUCGCUAUAGCAUGCCGAAUCAUGAUGUUAGUACUCCGGCGAAAGACGAUCGGUAACGACGACUUGGCCAUGUUCCUGGGAUACGCCUUCGCCUUUGCCUUCACCAUCGCUUCAUACGUCUCGAUCCGCUGGGGAGUUGGGCUCGAGCUGGAAGAUGUUCCACCAUUCUGGGCAAGACGAGCAAUACAGGCGGUCUAUGUCGAGGAGAUCUUCUACUAUUGGUCCAUCUUUUGUGUAAAAAUAUCCAUAAUGUUCAUGUACCUGCGACUUGCAAAAGAGCUGCGAAACUAUUUCUACCAUUGUAGUAUUGCGAUGAUGGCUGCGCUCUGCUUGCAAUUCGUAACGACAGUGGUUGUGUUCUCAACACAAUGCAUCCCGAUGAAGAGGUACUGGAGCCCAGAAACGCCUGGAAAGUGCAUCGACAUCACCGCAUUCUUCUACUCGACCAACCUUUUCACCAUCAUCACGGAUGUCAUUAUGCUCGCAUUACCGAUUCCGGUCCUGCUGAAAGUGCCAGGCUCACGACUCCGGAAGGCUGGCAUCAUUGCAGCAUUCUCCUGUGGCGGCUUUUCCACCCUUGCCAGCUGUGCGAGGGUUUACUCGAUCAAGGUCUAUACACAAUCGCCGCAGCCGCUGAGAGAUGCCGCACCGAUAAAUACCUGGUCCUUCAUUGAGAUAUAUGUCGGCAUCUGUUGCGGCUCGAUCGCUGUGCUGAAGCAAUUCGUCAUCGCCUCACGAGAUGGCACUCUCACGACCUCUUCGCCUCGUCGAUCCAGCUUUCACAAGAAUUCGCUAUCGACGAGCGCCACAUCACCGUCUCCAGGCUCCAGCUUUGGCGAAUCGAUAAGAAAGGCCGGCUCGAUAAGAAGGACCGUGAUGCCGAUUGAGGCCGAUGAGAUGUGCUGGUGGGGAGGACCUAACGAUACCAUCGAUACCAUAAUCGAAGCUGGUCCGAGGACAUCCCUGACACUACCACGAAGGCCGCAUGAUCCGUCAAGGCCGCUGAGAGGAUCGGAGACUCCCAGAGACAUCGAUGGAAGACCUAUUCGAAUCAGCUCUCCGCUGCCGCCUUCGCCAGUAUACCAGCCGCCUGACGAUCGACCCUAUCCACCAUACGCCACUCACGGAGACACAGUACUUCCACAAAAGCCCUCACAACCGAUGCUCAAUGCGAUUGUGAGCCGAUAG